This is a messenger RNA of Notothenia coriiceps (black rockcod), 2934 nucleotides long. It is a transcript of the gene garem2, whose product is annotated as GRB2 associated, regulator of MAPK1-like. NCBI's taxonomy places the organism in Eukaryota, Metazoa, Chordata, Actinopteri, Perciformes, Nototheniidae. The record is from RefSeq and is a predicted model, not a curated record. The transcript has 7 exons. The coding region runs from base 159 to 2315 and encodes 718 amino acids.
CUGUGACUGCGCUCCCUUUUUUCCUACAUUCAAACAUGGCGAAACUCUUUGCCAUCAUACCACCACCACCCUCUCCAUCUCCAUCGUUAUCACCACCGCUAUUAUCUUCCCCGUUAUCAGCAGCACCCUUAUCUCCGGUAGCGUGAUGACCCGGGAGGAUGGAGAAGUUGUCGGCGAGCCUGUCGGAGAUCACUUGGAGCCCGUUGGCGCUGCCUUUGGACGCGGUGGUCAGCAAGUUCCGUCUACCUACUCUGGUGCGCUUGGCACACGGUGAAUGUGUGGAGGGCUUGUCGGAGGAGGAUGUGGUUCUGUUACACUCCUGUCGUCAGUGGACCACAGUGACUGCCCACAGCUUAGAGGAGGGACACUACGUUAUCGGACCUAAGAUAGACAUCCCUCUGCAGUACCAGGGGAAAUUCAAGUUGUUGGAUGAAGACCGAGACGUCAGGGACCCAAUCCAGUAUUUUUCCAGUGUGGAGGAAGUAGCUGGAGUCUUCCCUGACCGGGUCUUUGUCAUGGAGACGAUCACGUUCAGUGUCAAGGUGGUUUCAGGGGAGUUCAGUGAGGACAGUGAGGCCUACAGCUUCACUCUGCAGGCUGGAGAUGAGCUGUCACUCAUGGGGAAGGCGGAGCUUCUCUGUGCCACGCCUUCUAAGGAAAAGACGGGACUGACCGCGCUCUUGAGACGCCUCGGAAAGACUCCUAGAAGUAAAACUCCCUGCCUUGUCUGUAUGAACCAUCGCACCAAUCAGAGCGUAAGCCUACCCUUUGGUUGCCGUGGACGCUUUUGCACACGCUCCCCUCUGGAGCAAGGCAUGCUGGGAGGGGAGCACACUGUACGCAGCAUCAUCGAGAGGGUUCGCCUCCCCGUCAAUGUGUCGGUGCCUUCACGACCCCCGAGGAACCCCUACGACCGGCACGCAGUCCGAGAGGGCCACCGCUACAAGCUGCUGAACAUCGUGAGCAAGACGGUGGUGCUCUGCAUGGUGCUCCGCCGACAGGAAGUCUCCCCCUCCCACUUCCUGCUGCUACGCUGCAUGCCCCGGUUCAACGUGGCCGAGGCCUCGGGUCACACAGCGGCGCUGGAGAGCCUCCUGUUGAGACACGCCUUCGACCCAGAUGCCUACUCUCGAGCUGUGAGAGAAACCAGGCCAGAGCUGGAGUGUAUGACAGAGGAGUGUGUGAGCCCGCGGCGCUCUCGCAUGUGUGUGUCGGGUCAGGACUCCUUGGCACCGGCACUGCAGCACCUGUCCAUGUGCGGGUAUGGGGGUGGGGACGGCCUAUCACAGCGCUGCAGGGACUCUCUUGGAGAGCGGCUAGGGGAGGGGCCAGGUGAGGAGCGGGAGUAUGUGACUCCGGAGUGGACUGAUGCUGAAAUGAGGACCAGUGAGGAAAUCCCUUACGAGGAACUUUGGACCAAUCAAAACGCAGAGGGCUUGGGGAAGGAGCCGAACCUCAUCUCCUUUCAUUCCACGUCCUCAUUGGACGGGUCUCUUGGUACCGUGGUGACCAGAGUGUCUACCCCGCCGCCUGUACCUCCAAAAUCUGAUGCUGUAAGAGAGGAGUGUCGCUACUUGAUCGCCCCUCCCGUUCCCCCCCGCUGCUCUAAAGGAGGCUCCAUCUCCAGUCCAGUCCCCAGUCCUCCUGUUCCCCCUCGGUUCCCCAAAGCCUCCACCUCCCCGAGGCCCAACCUCUCCUUCUACUCCUCUGGACUUCAGGACAGCUGCUCGCCCUCUCCGGAUGCCUCCCUCUACUGUUACCCGUGCUCCUGGGGGGAUUGCCCGGCCCCUAACCCCGCCAAUCCUGAGCCAGUCUCUGCCAGCACUGCAGACCCCACCUCCGCCACUCCUCAGCCAGCACAGGCCACCUGGGCAGAGCCGUGGGUGGACUCCUUCUCCUCCUCCGGACCUCGACUCAGGCCUCCACAGAGUCGGUUUGCUCCUUUUGGGGCGUUAAACCCCUUCAACCGCCAAUCCCCCUGCCCCUCCCCUGAGCCCACUCCCAAUCCCACCACAGAUUCCUCCAGAGGUGCAGAGGGAGGCGGGACGCCCACAGGGGUCACCGAAAGCUUGAACCCUGACCCCACCUGGCGACCUCCUGCUGACCUGUCUGUGCUCUCAUUGGAGGAGGUGUCGGCCUGCCUGCGGUUCAUCGGCCUAUCAGAGGCAGCGGUGGGCGUGUUCCAGAGAGAGCGAAUCGACGGCAGCCUCCUGGUGCAGCUGACCGAGGACAUCCUGUCACAUGACUUCCACCUGAGCCGACUGCAUGUCACCAAGAUCAAACAGUUCAUACAGGGCUGGAGGCCCAAGAUCUAGCACACACACACACACACACACAAUCCUGAUAAUGUGCCUGUUGGCUACUGAGCCAUCCUGAAUGUGCCUUUCACUGUGACCAAGUGGCUGCUGAGCCCCACUGACUGAAGCUGAGACUUUGCUGAAGGAAACCACGCCACCCUGUGGUCAAACUGUCGAACUGACACUCGAGUCUGACUGCAAAUUCCUGUCUGAAUCACAGACUGGGACUAGUUUACUAACAAAUAGCUACAAAUGAGAGCUAUAUGAUUAAAGUUCCUUGUCUCAAUUUGUCUUUGGGGAACAUAGUCACGAAACAUCGUUAUACUUUGAGACAGCUAAAGGUUUGAGCAGUAUAUGGAUUUGUGGGGCCUCCAUGCCGCGGCUCCAUCAAUUCUGAUAUUCCUUCAUUCUCCAUAUAAACUGGAGGAGUUUCAUUUGAGUUUUUCUCAUUAUAAAAAAGGUGCAUUGAAGUUAAAAUUCCCUGCCUUUAAUGUGGAUGUUCAAUAGGAAGGAUGGUAAAUGUAGGCAGUUUCCAGUGUAUUGACAGAGAAAGCUGAUUGCUCCUUUUUUCUCAAAACUAGGGCUGCUCGAUUAUGGCAAAAAUCAUAAUCUCAAUUAUUAGGGUCAAUAAUUGAUA